GCCUCCUCGAGCCGGAGCCCGGUCCUCCUCCUCCGACGGUGCGCGUCGUCGACGUCGUCGCAUCCGGACGAUCCCCGGCGCCGCAGUCCUGGCGACGGCAGAGCAGAUUCCACCGGCGCUGCGUGGCUGACGACGCCGUGUCCCCGCCGUCUCCGUCGCCGCAGCCUCCGCCGUCGCGCCGCGGCCUCCUACUGCUGCCGCGCCUCGGCACGGUGUUGCUCGGAGCUCCCACGCUCGGCGGAUCAGGUCGUGCACACAGCAGACGUGCCCGGAGCCGCAGCCCCCUGGUGACAACGCCGGAACUCCGUGCGAUGCGGAGCUGUUCCCAGAGCUGUUUCCGCGAUACCAAAAUGACGGAGGACCAGGUGACCUCUUUCCUGCUGCAGAACCAGAACUUCCUGGAAGAGUUCGUGCUCAACCACUGCGAACUGGAGGUGCUCGAGAGGUGGAUCAUCCGACACACGCAGCGUAACAGAGCAGCUUCUGUACACCAGCCGCCUGGAUCUGGUCGGGGUCCUCCUCGAAAGACCAGCUUGUCCCGGUGGAAAUUCUGCGUGCACGCUGACAAGCGCAAGAUGCUACAGGAGCUGACCACGAGCCUCUACCUGAAACCGAGCAAGACGCACGUGCUCUCUGAACUGGCGGGAACCGUGGCAUCGGCCGUCAACGCGGACUCGUGGGACAUCUUCCUCCUGGACCGAGGGACACAGGAGUUGCACAGUAUCCACUGCACGGAAGGCGGCUGCCCCUGCAAGCAAGGCCCGGACGCCGGCGCUCGAACCAGCCUCGCCGCACGGGUGGCCAGGACCAGGGAGCCCCUGAGGAUAGCCUACGGAACCAAGGACCCCAGGUACCCCGACAUCGCCAGCGCGGACGACACCGAGAUGGCUUUCACUCUCGCCCACCCGCUCCUUCAGCCCGACGGGGAACUGACCGGGGUGCUGGAGCUGUACAGAAGAAUCGGUUCCCCCAUGUUUUACGAAGAAGACGAAGAGAUUGUAAAUAGCUACCUCGUCUGGGGCGGAAUCGCCCUGCACUACGCUGAGAUGUAUUCCAUCAUGGCCCGGCAGAGGAAGCUCCACAGCUUUCUGUUGGCUGUUGUUAGAUCUAUAUUCCAGGACAUGAUUAGUAUGGACUCGGUCAUUGUCAAGAUUAUGGCGUUCGCGCAGAAGCUGGUGAGUGCCGACCGGGCAUCCCUGUUCCUGGUGGAUAGCCGCACGAAGGAGCUGUACGCACGCAUCUUCGACGUGAGCGGAGAUAACGACGAAGUCCAAGAGGUGGCCAAGGAAAUCAGGUUUCCCCUUGGCACCGGAAUUGCGGGUCAUGUGGCCCAGACCGGAGAGAGUCUCAACAUCCCCGACGCCUAUGAGGACGACAGGUUCAACAGAGCAGUGGACCAGCAGACCGGCUACACCACGAAGAGCCUGCUCUGCAUGCCAAUCUUCAUCAGGGGAAGCAUCAUCGGAGUAAUGCAGAUGGUGAACAAAACGACUGGCACAUUCAAUAAGGCGGACGAAGAAGCUUUCGCCACCUUUGCCACCUACUGUGGCCUCGCCCUCCAUCAUGCCAAGCUGUACGACAAGAUCCGGCGCUCUGAGCAGAAGUACAAGGUGGCCCUGGAGGUGCUGUCGUACCACGCCACGUGCACCGAGGAGGAGGUCCGGCGAAUCGAGGCUUCAACGGCGCUGCCGCAUCCGGCGCAGCAGCUACAGACCUUUACCUACUCGCCGUACAGCAUCGGCGGCGACGAGCAGGUCGUGGCCACCAUCUUCAUGUUCAAGGACCUCUUUAAAAAGGAGCUGUUCGACGAGGACUCGCUGGUUCGGUUCACUCUGACGGUGCGAAAGAACUACCGUCGGGUCCCGUACCACAAUUGGUCGCACGGGUUCUGCGUAGCCAACGCCGCCUACGCCAUUCUCAAGCAUUCCACAGGAGCAUUCAAGCCCCUGGAGGAGCUGGCAUUGUUCGUGUCCUGCCUCUGCCACGACCUUGACCAUCGCGGUAAGACGAACCAGUUCCUGAUCAACUCUGCAUCUCCGCUUGCCAGUAUGUACAGCACAUCGACCUUGGAACACCACCACUUCAACCAAACUGUCCAGAUCUUACAGCAAUCUGGUCACAACAUCCUCAAGAACCUUUCGUCCGAGGACUACAAACAGGUCCUCAGCUACAUUAAACACUGCAUUCUGGCGACAGAUUUAGCCUUGUACUUUCCCAACAAAUCGAAGCUAAAGCAUCAUGUCGACGAAGGAACGUUUGAUCCAGGACAGCCAGAGCACAGGUCUCUGUUGCAGGCGAUCACAAUGACGGCGUGCGAUCUCUGCGCUAGCACCAAGCCCUGGGAGCAGCAGAGGAAGACGGUCCAAGUCAUUUUCGAAGAGUUCUACGAACAGGGUGACCUCGAGAAGGCGGAGGGGAGACAGCCAAUCCCAAUGAUGGACAGGACCAAGGCCCACGAACUUCCAGCAUCUCAGGUGGGCUUCCUGAAGGGCAUCUGCAUUCCUUGCUACGACCUGCUCUCCAAGAUUCUUCCGGGGGCCGAGGAUAUGAAGAAGGGCUGCCUGAGCAACCUGGCACUUUGGGAGGAGCUUGCAAGCAACGAGCAGCAGCGCCUCGAGGACCGGGGAGAAACUGAGGCCCAAUGACCGGGUCACGGAGACACCGACGCAAGAAUGUAUAACAAGAGGGCCUCCAGGCUCUUCCGUCCUCGGAUCACGCGGACGAAAUCGGGCGUGCAAGACCUUGGACUUUGUGAAGGGCCAUCUUCGAACAAUAUGCACGAAUUCAUUCCGCUAUACUUCCUUCAAGACUUAUUUGCGACGGGGGAGUGGACCCCUCAGCGGAGUCAGAACAAUGGAGCACGAGACAUUAAAGCCGUGCGCAUGAGGAGCGUGUCAACACCACCUACAGUAAUGAAAGCCCGUGUACUAGAAUGUUGACAUCAUCAGAGGGAGAUCGAUCGCGUACACAACUUGGACACGGGCACUGCGUCAGCCUUUGGCUCGUGUUCAGUCAAUGCAACCCUCGGCGUGAGAUUCGUGCCUUCCUUGUUUUUACCCAUCCGGUCUGGACCCACGUAGUUCGCAGUAUGUAAUAUAAAGCUAAAUGUCUGAGUUGAUGCCAUCCUGAAGUGAUGACGUUCCUCGGCGGUAGAGAAGGCUGUCCAUGGGCUUUGAAUAUUCUAGGUGGCGUCAUGGCUUCCUCCAUACUGACAAAGUCUGGCAGAUUGUUAAGAGACGCGGCCUCUGAAAGUGAAAAGGUAGAGCGCAGAUAAUAGACAUAUAACGUGCGCCCCGCUGCGGCGAGACGCCGAAACACGCUUGUCCCGAUCGAUGGAAUGUCCACUCGUGCUUCUCGCGUUCCUCGCGCUAUCGCUUCUAUUCUCGUCCGGUUUGAAAACCAUGUUUCGGGUCCUCGCCGCUGCAAAAAGCUGUGCGCUGACUAUAGGCUCCCCUAGAAAUGUUCUGUGCUACCAGACCCUGGCACUCCAAAUGUGCGACCGGGCACUCUAUGGCUCCGCCAUCGAACUGUCAGGCUUUGUGAGUAUAGAGGAGGCUAUGAUGGGCGUUUAGUGGACUCCACCGAUCCACUGACACGUGCCUCCCUUCGGCGCUCUUAUUGGCUCGCCCGGGCUCUCGCCGUUUCCAGGUUAUGGCAAAAGGAAGUAUAGAGGCGACCUGAAUGUAGACGCAGAGCAAACGGAAUCGAGAUUUGACGGCAAUAAAGAGGAAGCGAACCGCGUACCGCCACUCCCAGAGCUUUGCUUCAGAGUACUUCGGCCAUCUCGCUGUUUAAUCUCCU
Messenger RNA from Ixodes scapularis (black-legged tick), 3801 nucleotides. RefSeq names its product probable 3',5'-cyclic phosphodiesterase pde-5. The record is from RefSeq and is a predicted model, not a curated record. Gene Ontology annotation, molecular function: 3',5'-cGMP-stimulated cyclic-nucleotide phosphodiesterase activity; protein binding. Gene Ontology annotation, biological process: signal transduction; negative regulation of receptor guanylyl cyclase signaling pathway. NCBI's taxonomy places the organism in Eukaryota, Metazoa, Arthropoda, Arachnida, Ixodida, Ixodidae. Bases 312 to 2645 code for a protein of 777 amino acids. The transcript is spliced from 25 exons.